Acanthaster planci (crown-of-thorns starfish) is the source of this 1243-nucleotide messenger RNA. Its product is annotated as cytochrome c oxidase subunit 7A2-like, mitochondrial. Gene Ontology annotation, biological process: mitochondrial respirasome assembly; mitochondrial electron transport, cytochrome c to oxygen; regulation of oxidative phosphorylation. Gene Ontology annotation, cellular component: respiratory chain complex IV. The record is from RefSeq and is a predicted model, not a curated record. NCBI's taxonomy places the organism in Eukaryota, Metazoa, Echinodermata, Asteroidea, Valvatida, Acanthasteridae.
UCGUGCGCGUACACACAGCGCAUAUGUGAAGGACUGGCGUUGAAAGGGGUUGAAUCUGUGCGGUCCGGUUCGAGCUUCCAACUUUCAUGAAUUCACUGAAACUAGUGCUGGAAAAUGGCUUACAAGUAUAACUCAAUGAGUGGCCGGGUUGGUUCAGCACCACCACAAACAGCAUACUCGCCCGCGGGACUGCAGGCAACAGUGACCGAGCCAAGUCAGAUUGUCUGGGACCAAAAGCCCAAGCCAGUAGCCAGAUUCAGGAGCCCCAUGGGGGGAGAUGGAGUUAUGGGCAGUCUGAUCAGGAACAGAGUCUAUGAAAACCAGAGAGUGUUCCAGAAACCCGAUGGUCUGCCGGUCCAUCUCAAGAAAGGAUUCACAGACCGAAUCAGUUACAGCAUUGUCAUGGCCCUGACUGUCUUUGGAACAGCUUGGACCUGCUACUCCCUCUACAAGCUCGCCCAACCAAAGAAGUGACCUCAAAAACUCUUUAGGAAUCGUAUAACACAUAAAUACAGUUUCUAGGAGUCAUUAAGUGUUUGCACACAUGAGAAAGAUUGAAAUGUUACAUUUUACCAGAGACGAACUUUACCUUUGUUGGUUGGAUUGUUAAAUUAUUAGUUACACUGGUAAGUGUUUCAGCAUGAGUUGCAAAGUACAGGUGGAUAUGUGAAGGGCAAGUGACAGAUAACUGCAGCUUUCUUGGGCAUACACCACGGAACUACAUAUGACUGACACUGCAGAACACACCUAGUGUACAUUUACCUGUUUAGUCUAGUUUCAAAAUUUUGCACACUGUGACGUGAGUGUAGUCAGGCUCUUUCGAAAAUUGCCAAGAACAGACAUGAUUUUCUCUUCAAAACUGGCUCACAAGCCUUUUUAUUUCUCCCACUGUUUGACUUGAGCAUGCUAAAGAGGUCACUAAUAUCUUCUAGGAAGCUUGAAAAAAUUCAGAUUUCCCCAUGGGCAGGAAGUUUGUUAGAAAAAGUCCCAUUGAAGAACUAAUGAUGUUUCCAAAUUUUGAGUCUAGAGGUAGACUUUUUUAUAAAAGGAAAUGUCUAUUGUUAUUUCAUUCGCAAAAGAACCCCACUUUCCAAAGAAACAUAGCAGUAACGUUCCUAAAGUGUAAAACUUAAAACUCAAUAAAACCAUUUAAAAUGUGGCAUGAAAUUAUUGUUUUGUUUUAAACUCCUAACUUGUUUUAAUAAACGAAAGUUGUGUACAGUUACAACAUAACUAAAGACGA